GCAAUGGCAUGACGGGCAAUGGUUCACCUGUCUUCACCUAUACAGCAGAGCCGCUCAACGGGCUUUUACUUGUGUUCCGAACAUCGCGAUCACGGGUCAACAGCUUCUCCAUAACUCGGGGACCUGACUGUAUAUCCGACCCGCGUAGUGACAGGGGAGGUUCCGAGCAUUUGGACCCCUGAAGGAAUGUUGGGUACGGUGACGGUCGGAAGAUGAUCAAGUCCUCCCGUUGCAUUGGGACUGAGCAAUCCGAAAGCUGGGCCACAUGUGAUGUAACCCACUUCCUUGCCGGCUGGGUUUGCGUGCUCUCAUUGGCUGCGGGUGGCGAUCGGGCUGCGUGUGCCCUGACAAGGGUGCCGAGGCCAUCAGGGGACAUUCCCAGCAAAUCCAUCUCCGCCCACGGCCAUGGCGCAAUAUCCUGCUGGCGUCGUCCUCGUGCGACUCUCGCCAGAGGGGGCAACCGAGUCGUGGGAGCCGGGCUGCGCACCAGGCUCGGGCUGGUAGUGAAUGGGCAUUGUGGCCGAUCGGCUCGUGUUGUCGCCUUGCUACGCGUAAUCCUGGGCGACGAUUCCCAGAUCGGCCCGCCACAUGCAAGUGUCCUUCCUGGUCACUCCAGCCGGAAGGCCAGGCCAGGUAGGGUUGAUGUGCAUACCCGGAACCCAUGGGUACAAGGGACAACCGUGGCCUGCCCGACGACAUGCCGGUGCCGGUGCAGGCAUAUGGUCCUCGUCCUGUGCGAGAGCCGACACUACAUGCGUAUCUAGGCUAGGUAGUGAGUGUAUCUACCUAGGUACUUAGGUAUGCAGCAAUGUUGACUUUGUCCCGUCAGGCAUCGUGUCCUGAGCCUCCGGUGUGCAGGCAGGGCCGAACAAGGGCCUCCUUGGAGAUGAGCACCAGAGAUUGUCUGGUGCAGCUGGCGCUUGUGUACGUGCUUCGCCCUCUGCCUCGUGCUUGUGCGAGCCCAGCCCUAUA
Microdochium trichocladiopsis is the source of this 972-nucleotide messenger RNA. RefSeq lists its product as uncharacterized. NCBI's taxonomy places the organism in Eukaryota, Fungi, Ascomycota, Sordariomycetes, Xylariales, Microdochiaceae. The transcript has a single exon. The record is from RefSeq and is a predicted model, not a curated record. The coding region runs from base 213 to 764 and encodes 183 amino acids.